CAGCGGCAGGUUGUCUCUCCGCCGAAGGAGCGGCUCAGCUCAGCUCACGUGUGUUCAGUGUGUUUGUGGAUCCUCCAGGUGAUCAGACAGAGAGCUGGCAUCGACCUGUCCUGAUUUUAGAGCUGAAGAGGAUUUACUGAGAGUCCAGAGACCAUCAUCAAACCCAGACUCUGCUCGCUGCAGCCCAAGUGUGAUGUGACCAGUUUGUCUUCAGUCCAUCUUUCCACAUCACUGAGGAUCAAUCAGAGAUGGCAGCCAUCUCUGCUCCAGCCCUGCAGACAGCAGGAGGAGGAAAGUUUCUGCACAUCCUGUUGGCGUGCCUCGCCUCACUGCUGUGUCUGCAGCCUGCACACUCCGGCACCGGUCCAGAUGUCAAAACCUGGAGCCAAACGGGCCCUCGGCUGCAGCUCUCACACUCAGAUCUGAGGAAUGGUUCGAUGGUGUACUGGGAGGGCGGAGUCAGCGGUGGAUACCAGGUGUUGUUAUUGGACGAGGAUCAAGGAUGGCUGUUGGUUGGAGGGAAAGACCACAUCUACCUGCUGAGACCUGACAGUCUGGAUCAAUCCACGCAGACGAUUUAUUGGCCCGCUGCUAAAGAUCAUGUGAAGCACUGCUUGAUGGCAGGGAAAAGCCUGGAGACAGAGUGUGCAAACUUUGUGCGGCUGCUGCAGCCUUACAAUAAGACCUCCGUUUAUGCCUGUGGGACCGGAGCCUUCCAUCCACAGUGUGCAUACCUGCAGCUAGAGCUCAACACAGAGAGGCCACGGUUCAUGAUGUCUAACACUGAGGAGUCAGGCAGAGGAAAAUGUCCCUUCAGCCCAGGGGAGCCGUUCACUGCCAGACUGACUGAUGGUGAACUGUAUUCAGGUACUUCAGUCGAUUUCAUGGGAGCCAAUGCAGCGAUCUUUCGGACCUCUGUGCAGGGCAGCAGUAGACACAUCCGGACUGAAGCCUAUGAUCAGAACUGGCUAAAUGAGCCGGAGUUUGUGAGCUCCUUCUCCAUCCCGGACACCCACAGUCCUGAUGAUGAUAAGGUCUACUUCUUCUUCAAGGAGAGGGCGGUGGAGGCAGAGCAGUGGGACAAGAGGGUGUACAGCCGUGUGGCUCGAGUCUGCAAGAAUGAUGUUGGAGGCAAAAGGAGCCUGAUCAACCGCUGGACGACCUUCCUCAAAGCCAGGCUGGUCUGCUCUGUCCCCGGUCCGUCUGGAGUGGACACGCAGUUUGAUGAGCUGGAGGACAUCUUCGUUCUGGAGACCAAAGAUCCUCAAAAUCCGACUAUUUAUGGAGUCUUCAGUACAUCCAGCUCCAUCUUCCGUGGUUCAGCAGUCUGCGUGUACUCCAUGGCGUCUAUUCGAGCUGCUUUCAAUGGACCGUUUGCUCAUAAAGAGGGUCCAGACUAUCGCUGGGUGGAGUACAAAGGUCGGAUCCCCUAUCCCAGACCUGGAACUUGUCCCAGUGAAACCUACGACGCUCUGCAUAAGUCCACCAAAGACUUCCCAGACGAGGUGGUGAGCUUCAUGAGACAGCACCAGCUGAUGUGGGAGCCUGUCAUGCCUCUGAGUGGCAGGCCCAUCCUGACCCAUGUCAACUCAACCUACAUGUUAAAGAAGGUGGUGGUGGACCGGGUGGACGCCGAGGAUGGACCUUAUGACGUGUUACAUCUGGGCACAGAUGAUGGGAAGGUGGUGAAGGCCGUGUCAGUCAUCAAAGAUAACGGGGAAAUAGAGGAGAUCAUCCUGGAGGAGAUGACCGUAUUUCAGAGUCCCACUCCAGUCCUGAGCAUGGAGCUGUCGACUAAACGACAACAGCUGUAUGUCUCCAGUGAGCUCGGUGUGGCCCAGCUGGGGAUGCAGAGGUGUGAGUUAUAUGGGACGGACUGCGCCGAGUGCUGUCUGGCCAGAGACCCCUACUGCUCCUGGGACGGACAGACAUGCUCCCGAUACUUCCCCAACAGCAGGAGGAGGUCGCGGAGACAGGAUGUAAAGUACGGAGACCCCUGGAGUCAGUGCCCAAUCACAGAGGAUGAUUCAGACUCUGUGGAGGUGAAGUCAGUAUACGGCGUGGAGGGAAAUUCUACCUUCCUGGAGUGCAUUCCUCGGUCAUCACAGGCUGAGCUGAGGUGGACGGUGCAGCAUGCAGAGAAUCAGCAGCAAACUCUCAGUCACACUAAAGAGCUCCCUCAGAAUGAUGACCACCGAUCCAUCCACAUGAAGCGUGGACUGCUGGUUCAGCGCCUGGAACUCUCUGACUCAGGUCUCUACACCUGCGCCAGCCAUGAGCACUCCUACAGCCAGGUUCUGGCCCGAUACCGUGUCCACGUCAUCCCCAACAACAACCUCCACCAAACCCGUGUCCACCACAACCACAGCCCAAACCAUCACAUGGCAAUCGGACAUAUUGGCCCAGCUGGAGCCGGGGUUGCUGGAUUCCUGGGCAGGCCGGGUCCAUCUUAUCCAUCAUCUGCCCUUCUGCCUGGACACAGGAACUCGUGGCUGCCCCAGCAUCCUCAGCAGCUUCCUCUGAGGAGCUACAAAGACCUUCAGAUGGUCGGGACCAACAGUCUGAGUGUGGACGAGUACUGUGAGCAGCUGUGGUACCGAGAGAAACGCCGGCAGCAGAAACUGCGCACCCUGAAGCUGAAACAGGAGAGCAGGAAAGCCAGGGUGAGGAGGAACAACCCUCCUGAGGUUCCUCUUUAGUCUCCUGGAGAUUUAAAAAAGACAAUGGACAACAGAUCCUGUACAUGCAGAGGAUGAGGAGAGGUUUCACCAAGACUGUUUGCUUUUUCUGCAAAUAAUGCUAGCUUGUAAAAUGAAACCAACCAUAUGGGAUGAUUAUAGAUGGAGUUGGUUUUUAUAUAUGCUGAUAAUUCUGACAUUUCAACAAAGCUAAACUUGAGAAAAGUUAAUACCAGUCAUCAUUAUAGUUUAGGACAUAAUGUGUUCCAAGAUUGACUAAAAAUGUUUUGUCACCAAAACCUGGCUUGAAUGUUGACAUCAGGACCUGAUUGUUCCAAAAGUUUAAUCAGGAUAAGAAUGAUGGUUGGAUUUCAAAACACUUGUGUUUUCUUCCAAAGAACGUGAUUCAGGCUCAAAUUUACUAUUUUUAUCCAUAUUCUGCAAAAGGUAUUGGAUGGUCUUACAGAUAACUAAACCUUGUUUGCCAGUACUUCUGAGGGUAUUCCAUACAACUGAUUUUUUCCAAAGGGGCCGUUAAAAUGCACACAAUGCGAAUAAAAUCCUUUCUUACUUUGAAACCCUAACCCGAUAUGCUGCACAGACUGUUAUAUUCAUUACAUUGGAUAUGAUUUACAUUAAUCUGGGAAACCUCCCAUGCCAAGUGUUUAGGAGUGUUCUGUCUUGUCAAAAUAAUUACUAGCCAGAGUGAUAAGAUAAAAUGAGGUUGUAGGCAUGUGCAGCUCUGGUAGUAACAUAAGCUUGUUUGUAGAUAAAGCUCAUGCCCAGGCCAGUAAGGGGACGUGCAAAAACAUCUUCCCGCCAAGAAAAGCUUUCAGUGUGGCGCUUCGCUCUUCAUUCAAUAAAGAAAUUCUGUCCAGAUCUGAUAAAAAAGUGCCACUAAGGCUACAUCCGAGCUAAUCGUUCCACUGGCAACCAUGGUAUACACCAGCUUACAGUACAACCAAAGCUGUGACUCUAGCAAACUUAAGCUGAAGCAGUUCAGAAGGCAAGUGGAAAUAUCUUUUCUGUCAUGAUAAGCCGUCUCUGCCUUACAUUUAAUUAAAAAAAAUGUGGUCCAGGUCGGAUAAACUGUAAGCUGCAGCUACGUACAUCUGAGCUUGUCAUUACACAGAUGGCAGCCAUUGCUACCGGUGCAACUAAACCCUGUUCUGGCCUUAUUCUCCUAAAAUGACAGCAAUUUGUCCAAUGCAUUCUCAGACCUGGCACAAUCGUUUCAGAUUGGAGCUUUGCUACAUGGAUUUUCCCGUUAACAGACAUGGAAUCUGGCUGAUUUAUCUGCUUUGCAAGUUUAUUGAUAUCCUAAUGUGUACCUCAUCUGCUUUUGCAACAGCAAAAGUCUCAACCUUCAUUGUAAAACUGCUGCUUAGUGGUUUGUUAGUUUUGUAGUUUUCUUAAAUUUUGCCCCUGUAACCUGUAUUUGAUUGCCUGUCUAAUCCCAGUAUGCAAUCCUUUUUUCUUUUGGUGAAACUAGAUCAGAUAUGCAAUCUUAAUAACAUCAAAUCUGUUGGAUUAUUUUUGAACAACCAGGUCCUAGUGUUUGAAUUUUAAAAUUUUCAAAAUUAGAAGCUGAUAUUGUGCUUUUCAUCAUUGUAUAUGCCAUCUUGGGACUCUUUAGGGGUUAAAUAGGUCAGCCCUAUUUUAUGGACGGUUACGUUUGCUAAGUUUUCCAGUAAAAAGAGAUAUUGUUGUAUGAUCAACAGAACACUCAGUAAAUGCAUCUCUACUGGUCUCACAGUUCAGUUUGAUCCUAGUCAUCCCAUAAAUAAUUCAAUUUGCUGCAUUACAGUGGGUUGCAUCUUCAGUUUACCAUAUUAUUGCAUACGGCUAUUUAUUCAUCGAUAAGUGGAUGAUAUGAACUCUCUUUUUUUAUUACUUGGAAAAAAUUUCAGAAAUCAAUAUCAACACAAAUGUCAUUUCAUUCAAACCAAAAUAAAUGAGCUGUAUAGGUCCAGCCAUGGCAGAGGAGACUAAAAUAGUCAUGCUUUUUAGUAAUGCAUGUAACAAAGAGCCAGCCCAAGAAAAAGCUAGAAUUAGUUGUUUCCCUCUUCCGUCUUAACAUUAACAUUCCAUACUUGACAUAACAUUUACCUACAAAUAUUACUUAAUAUCAACCAAUUUGCAAGGCCUGAAAAGUGUAAACUAACUUCUUUUUUGCAGUGUUGUGAAAGAGAUGAGACAAUUCAAGUGUGGUGUCAUUAAUUUAGGAGUGUCCACACAAGAAUCCCUUUUCUGUCAAAGCCUUUAAGAUUCAUUUAAGGCUGCUAGCUCUGCAGAAAGACAUAUUGGACAUGUGACAUUAAAUUUUAUCAAAACUGCUAAAAAUUGACUUCCAUAAUGGUGAAAGUGUAUCAGGACCUCAAGUUGUUUGCCCAGUAAACUGCUCCACAUUUACAUAACUGUUAGAUAAUAACAUGUAUUUAUGUUGUUGCUGAAAUGUUAUUCUCAUUUACAACCAUAAGCAUCACACCUACCAGAGUGAACUGUUGCCUCAGUGGAAAACGCACACAUGCCAUGGACCCUGCUUGAGAGAACAUGUUAUGUAUAGCUUUAUUCAUUCUGCCAUGUAACUAAUAAUUAUUAUUAUUACACCAAUGUAUAUUAAAGAACUCUAUUUUUGAUAGUUUUCUUUCUUGAUAUUCUAGAAAUUAGUAUUUUCUGAAUGUUUAUUAUAAAGUGUUUUUAUAAGCAAAUGACUUUUUUUUACCUUUAACUCUAAUAUGUUUUUUUUUAGAUCAAUGCAGUUUGUGUCAUUCUGUUUGUGAAAAGCCACUAAGUGACAUAAAAUAAAAAUAUUAAACCAU
Molecule: messenger RNA, 5500 nt
Organism: Cheilinus undulatus (humphead wrasse)
Lineage: Eukaryota; Metazoa; Chordata; Actinopteri; Labriformes; Labridae
Product: semaphorin-3D
Exons: 18
Coding region: 249-2699 (816 amino acids)
Biological process (GO): semaphorin-plexin signaling pathway; axon guidance; positive regulation of cell migration
Molecular function (GO): semaphorin receptor binding; chemorepellent activity
Source: RefSeq, a predicted model, not a curated record